Messenger RNA from Ornithodoros turicata, 531 nucleotides. RefSeq names its product neprilysin-1-like. Gene Ontology annotation, cellular component: plasma membrane. The transcript has a single exon. Lineage: Eukaryota; Metazoa; Arthropoda; Arachnida; Ixodida; Argasidae. Gene Ontology annotation, molecular function: metalloendopeptidase activity. Bases 1 to 531 code for a protein of 176 amino acids. Gene Ontology annotation, biological process: protein processing. The record is from RefSeq and is a predicted model, not a curated record.
AUGUCGCGACCCGCAUUCAUUUAUGGAGGACCGCCAGAAGUGAACUUCGGAGCACUGGGUUUCAUUAUUACUCACAAAUUGAUGCACGGUUUCGAUGUUACCGGAAGGCUGUUCGACGGUCUGGGUGAGCUCAACGACUGGUUCACGGACAUGAGUAGAAACGCGUACGAGGAAAGGGAAAUUUGUCACGCCAGGAGCAUAGAGAAUUCUCCCAAAGCAAGGCACUUCGUGGAUUACCCUGGCGAAUACCUUGCGGACACCAUGGGUACCGAUUCUCUCCUAAAGGCGUACAAGAAGGCAUCCUUAAACUCGACAGUUACGCUAUGUGACGUCAAGGGGCUGACUAGCGAUCAGCUGUUCUACGUAUCCCGGUGCUUGGUCUGGUGCGGAAAAAUCUUUCCUGACACCACCCAUCCCCCACUUGAUGAGAGGUGCAAUGUUCCUCUAAUGAACUCCGACCACUUUAGUGACACAUUCAGGUGUCCCACCGGAGCUCCAAUGAAUUCGCCAAUAAAAUGUCGCUUUUGGUAG